Messenger RNA from Scomber japonicus (chub mackerel), 786 nucleotides. Its product is annotated as fish-egg lectin-like. NCBI's taxonomy places the organism in Eukaryota, Metazoa, Chordata, Actinopteri, Scombriformes, Scombridae. The transcript has 5 exons. The record is from RefSeq and is a predicted model, not a curated record. Bases 1 to 786 code for a protein of 261 amino acids.
AUGAAAGCUGUCGCAGCCUUUUUGCUCGUGCUAUGUCACCUGGCCAUCAGUCAUGGCUGGACCUGCAACGAGGGUCCAAGGCUGUAUAACGUCAAACAGAUUGAUGCUGGGCAGGGGAAAGUCGUCGCCACAACCACCAGCAAUUAUGCAUACUUCCUCAUUAAUACACACUGGUACAACCUGGGCACAACUGCUAGAGUCAAGCAUGUUUCGGUGGGACCUGCAGGACUGUGGGGAGUUGACACCUCGAACAAAGUCCACAAAUAUGUAUCUGGCAAAUUUCUUCCAUCUACUGGUUUGACUAUGACUCAGGUGGAUGCUGGAGGUGAUGGCCAGGUUGCUGGAAUAUACACCAGCUCCAACGCCGCCUACUGUCUGAGAAGUGCCACAGCAUUGGCCUACAAGGGAACAGGCUCCCUCAGCUGGACUUCCAUGUCAAGGGCUUUGACGUACAUCAGCUGCGGCCCACUGUAUGGAUGCUGGGGAGUGGACUCAAGCAACCGACUUUACGUCAUGAGAGUCACACCAACCACCUGUGGCGUGUCUGGCUGGGUGUACGUGUCAGGGAUAGCUGCGAAAAUGGUUGAGGUGGGGACCGAUGGAAGUGUCUUUGUAGUGACUACAACAGGCAAGGUCUACCAAAGAAUCGGGAUCUACAGCAGUCGUCCACAAGGCUCAAGUUGGCGCCUCGUCUCUAUGUGCAUGUCCAUCAAGCACCUGAGCUAUGACCUGGGCACACUUUGGGUUGUGACCACAAGUGGUUUCACUAUGCGAUGCACACACUAA